AUGUCUAUCCCUUCGAGCGAAUGUGUGUAUGACGUGGUGGGUCUCGGUUUCGGGCCCGCAAAUAUCGCCGUAGCGGGCGCCAUCGUCGAGAAAUGGGGACAACCUGAGGUCGCCGGUAAUCGCAAUGACAUCCAGAAAGUUCUUUUCAUUGAAAAGAACGAUAAGUUUCGAUGGCACCCCGGAAUGCUCCUGCCAGACGCUCGAAUGCAAAUCAGCUUUUUGAAGGACUUGGCAACCCUACGCUCACCACAAUCGCCUAUAACCUUCCUGGCGUAUCUUAGCAGCCAGAAUCGACUCCUUCCGUUCAUCAACCGGGGGUCAACUAUACCCACACGAAAGGAGUUCGCCGAUUAUUUAUCUUGGGCAGCGGCCUACGUGCAAGAAAAGGGCGUCGGUGUCAAAUACGGACACCAAGUGGUCGGCCUUGAUGACCGACGGGAUGGCACCGUCGCCGUACGCAUGAAAAAGGUCGGCGCAGACGAGGAAACUACUGUGAUAGCUCGGAACAUUAUCAUAUCCCCCGGAGGCGCACCACGUAUCCCGGACGUCAUUACCGCAAUCUUUCCCCAUACAUCCAUUAUUCAUAGUUCAUCGUACGCAACAUCAAUCGGACGGAUCCUCAGCAGGAUGGUGUCUCGCCCGCUGGCUAUCGCAGUCGUAGGUUCCGGUCAGUCGGCCGCUGAAGUUACCAUGGACGUCCGCGAGCGGUUGAGUGCCAUUAGUGUUGGGGAUAGUCCACAAGUGCACGAGGUCGACAUGAUUAUUCGUCGAGGUUCCCUCAAGCCCAGUGACGACUCCCCUUUCGCUAACGAAAUCUUCGAUCCGUCAGCUACGGACGCAUGGUUUUCCUUACCCGCAGAUCACAUGAGAGCUGAUCGCCAUGCAGAGUACAAAAGCACCAAUUACGGUGUCGUAAAUCCCCGAACCUUGGAACAACUAUAUGAAAUCGUCUACGACCAAAGACUCGAAGAUAAUAUCGCCGACCGAACCAGAUGCGCUGGUACACAGAAGCCUAGGAUCAGCAUUCGUCCAUAUUCUUCGAUCCUCUCUGCAGAAUCUACGGAGGGCUUAGACGCGUCGAAAGUAAGGCUACUGAUACAGAACUCGAUUACACGCACCGUGGCCGAAAAGCGUUACGACGUUGUCAUUUGCGCGACUGGCUACGAGCGAUCUUCAUGGAAGUCACUCAUCGCCGAUUCCAACGUCGGGAAGUGGUUUGGGCUUGCGAACGGCGGACAUGCCAUCCAUCUGGCGCCCGAAACCACGCGCCCCCUCACACAAGUAGCGGAUCACUUACACAUGCACGCUCGGCUCGUAGAGCAAUCGAGACACGAGUCAGCAUCCCCCGGAAGCGAUAGCUCCUGCAGCACGCCUCCGACUUCGCCUCUUCCAUCCACACCACCAAGCGAAGAAAGCCAUGGAACAUCGAACACGUUGUAUGUUUCGCGUCAUUAUCGUCUCAUCCCCCUGCCCUCGCACGACGAAUCAGAGGGACCAAAAGCACGAAUCUAUGUCCAAGGUGUCGAAGAAGCUAGCCAUGGGCUAAGCGAUACGUUGCUGAGUGUGCUAGGGGUGCGAGCAGGAGAGGUCGUAGCGGAUAUGUGCAAGGUAUAA
Molecule: messenger RNA, 1614 nt
Organism: Pleurotus ostreatus (oyster mushroom)
Lineage: Eukaryota; Fungi; Basidiomycota; Agaricomycetes; Agaricales; Pleurotaceae
Exons: 6
Coding region: 1-1614 (537 amino acids)
Biological process (GO): intracellular iron ion homeostasis
Source: RefSeq, a predicted model, not a curated record